AAACCCUAGAACUGAUCUCUUAGGAAUUAGAAUCGCUCUUGAGAUCCCAGGAAAACCCAACACCAGGAUGUAGGCAAUUGGGUAAUACGCAUCUGGGCUUUGCGGAUGACUUAUUAGUCUUCACUGACGGUUCUGAUAGCUCCCUGUAGGCUUUGAUGCGAGUGCUUAGCGAAUUCGAUGAGAAGUCAGGAUUGUAUAUCAACAAGUCCAAAUCAAGCCUCUUUGCAGGAGGCUACAACAUGGAUCAGAUCGAGCAUAUGUCAAGAACCACAUGCAUUGAGCACUCUUCUCCCCCAUUUCGGUAUCUAGGAAUCCCCCUCUCAUCCAGGAAACUCUCUUACAAUGAUUGUUCUCCUCUACUUAUGAAAAUCAGAAACAAGAUGGAAUCUUGGUCCACAAAAUCGUUAUCAUUUGCAAGGAGACUGCAACUCCUAAACUCGGUUAUCUCAGGGAUUAUCGGAUAUUGGUGUAGCGCUUUCAUAUUGCCUAAGAGGAUUAUUAAGACAAUUACAUCUCUAUGUUCUGCGUUUUUGUGGAAAGGGAAAACAGAACCAACUAGAGGUGCUAGAGUAGCAUGGGAGAGAAUCACGAAGCCAAAGAAUGAAGGAGGACUUGGAUUAAGAGAUCUCUCUCAAUGGAACGACAUUGCGGCCUUAAAGCUUAUUUGGAGCCUUUUCUUUCGAGCGGGUUCUCUAUGGGUGGGACGGAUACACAGUAAGUAUCUAAGAAGAGCCUCUUUCUGGUCAGUCACUAGCAAGUCGACACAAUCUUGGACGUUCAGAAAAUUGCUCAAGCUUAGAAACUAGGCAUCAUCCUUUUUUCGGUACCGUGUUGGGAAUGGAUAUGGAACCAGGUUUUGGUUUGAUCCAUGGACGCCCAUGGGUCCGCUGAUCACGUUUCUUGGUCGAGGGGGGCCAACGCUAAUGGGAAUCCCUAUUCAAGCCACAGUUUCUCAAGUGUUCUCUAACGGCUCUUGGUCCAUUGCUCCUCCAAGGUCAGAAAACUCUCUCCGUCUGGCCAUUUAUCUUGCUUCGAUUACCCUUUCUGAUAGUGAGGAUGAGGCAUUAUGGCAAGUGGCAGGGAAGGAGGCGACUCAAUUCUCCAGUACAGAGGUCUGGAAAUCAGUGUGUCACCCUUUUGUUUCUGUAUAUUGGGCUAAUCUUAUUUGGCAUAAGCACCAUAUACCCAAGUUUGCAUUUACUACUUGGCUCGUCAAUCUAGACAGAUGUCCGACUAGGAAUAGAAUGAUCUCAUCGGGAUUACAUGUCGAUCCGAGAUGCUUGCUCUGUCAAGGAAGCGAAGAGACCAGAGAUCAUAUCUUCUUUUCUUGUCCAUACUCAUCUGGAAUUAUUGCUGGCUCGUUAGGAAAACUGAUCCAGAUUCCAGCUAGACUCUCUUGGAAUGAUCUAAUUGCUAGCACUCAGAUUAUCCUCUCCAGAAUUUGCAAGUCUUAGCUUGCAGUUGUGGUUUGGAGCAAUACUCGACCGAUUCUCUUCCCAGAUCCAUCAGAAUAGAAGGAAAUCCUCAUUACUUCUCUUGUAACUGUCUUAUUACUCUUAUUACUCCAUAUGUAAUGAUCGUGAUACUUUCUGUAUUUGUAACUAUGCACUCUUUAAUUAGUAAAUACAAAUCUUUA
This is a messenger RNA of Tarenaya hassleriana, 1636 nucleotides long. RefSeq lists its product as uncharacterized. Bases 879 to 1454 code for a protein of 191 amino acids. The record is from RefSeq and is a predicted model, not a curated record. NCBI's taxonomy places the organism in Eukaryota, Viridiplantae, Streptophyta, Magnoliopsida, Brassicales, Cleomaceae. The transcript is spliced from 2 exons.